This is a messenger RNA of Musa acuminata subsp. malaccensis (wild Malaysian banana), 972 nucleotides long. Its product is annotated as phragmoplastin interacting protein 1. Gene Ontology annotation, molecular function: RNA binding. The record is from RefSeq and is a predicted model, not a curated record. NCBI's taxonomy places the organism in Eukaryota, Viridiplantae, Streptophyta, Magnoliopsida, Zingiberales, Musaceae.
UUGAGCCGAACCCUAUCAAUAGUUGCUGAAGAGGGAGCGAAGAGCUGCGGCGUCGAGGGAACGAUGGCAGCGGACGACGUAGCGAAGGAGCGGAGAAAGAAGAAGAAGAAGAAGGAUAAGUGGGGGCAGCCAGUGGUCGCGCCCGUGGAGGACGCUGAACUAAGUCGAGAAGAAAACCCGUCGCAGCGAGAUGCCGAGGAACAGGCGGAGGAGGAGGAGGCGGCGCCGGGCGGCGGCGAGUCGUAUGAUCCCAACAAGGUGGUGGUGAGCGGGAUGCCCUACUCAGCCACCGAGCAGCAGAUCAGAGACUUGUUCAGGGACAUCGGCCCCGUCGUCCAGCUUCAGCUCUCCCGCUUCCCCGACUCCGGAAACUUCCGCGGCCUCGCCUUCGUCACCUUCCAGACUGAGGAGAUGGCAACAAAUUCACUUGAUUUGGAUGGAAUCAAAAUGGGAAAUAGAUUUGUAAAGAUUGAAAGAUGUAGACUUUGUCCUCAGAGGAAGAGGAAAUUUGAGUUCCUUGAUGAACCCAAGAAGGUUGAUGGGUGUUUCUCAGCAUACGUCGGCAAUCUCUCCUGGGACGUGACCGAAGAUGACAUAAGAGACUGCUUCAAGGAUUCUAAGAUCUCCUCAGUAAGGUUUGCACUGGACAAGAGGACAGGACAGUCUCGCGGCUUUUGUCACAUAGACUUCGAAGAUGAUGAGUCGCGGGAGGAAGCCAUGAAGAAGAAUCAGUUUGAAUUCCUUGGAAGGCCGAUGAAGAUCGCCUAUGCGAUCAGCACUAGGAAUUGACCUACGAAGCCAUAUCAUGUCCUACUUGUUUCAUUCUUGUUUUAAUUUGCAUCUGUGAUGAUAGUGUAAUCUUCGUAGAAGGCAUCGUUUAUUUUAAGCUGACUCCUUAAUGUCAGGUCAGUAUGCUUAUUAAGAACUUUUAUGGUGAGUUCAAGUGGAACGGAAAAGGUUUGCCGACUCCUA